Coccinella septempunctata (seven-spotted ladybird) is the source of this 1690-nucleotide messenger RNA. RefSeq names its product leucine-rich repeat and death domain-containing protein 1-like. The record is from RefSeq and is a predicted model, not a curated record. The coding region runs from base 212 to 1591 and encodes 459 amino acids. The transcript has 2 exons. Gene Ontology annotation, molecular function: protein binding. Lineage: Eukaryota; Metazoa; Arthropoda; Insecta; Coleoptera; Coccinellidae.
GCUGACAUAACCUCAUUCUAGUCUAGGCAGCGCAACUAGAGCUUUCUGCAACUUUCAAAUUCAAAGUUUUUAUACCCCUAUUCGAACUGGGAGAACGAGAAGAAAAAUAAAUCUCCCUUAUAACUAUCAUUGAAACAGAGAUGCCCCUUUGAUCUGAAUCAAGAAUAACGAAAAACGUAUCUUACAUUAUGUCAAAUUUUCUGGUCUAGUGAUGAGAAAUAUGGAAAAGCAUUUUAUAAGAAUAGCAACCAGCGGUAUUCACAUGAGAAAUUCCAGAAAAAAAACUGAACUCGAAAAGGAGACACUCGAAAACAUUUUGAAAUUAUACAAGAGUCCAAAUGUGACUAGCCUUGAAGGAAUAUCAGAACUUGAUUUAUCGAAUUGUAAACUGUUUGAUAUUACGUGUGGCCUGAAAGAACUACAAUUGAGGAAACUCAACUUAUCUAAGAAUGAGAUGACUCAGGUACCAAGAUGUUUCUAUUUAGGUCUGGAAAUCUUGGAGUUUCUUGAUAUAUCAUACAAUAAGAUCAACAGUUUUGAUGUUGAACCCAAUUGUUGUAGUACAUUGAAAGUUUUGAUUUUAUGUUCAAAUAAUCUAAAAGAUAUACCGCAAUGGAUAAUGAAUCACCGUGCAAUUAGAUUGAAAGAACUCUAUUAUGAUCUCAAUAAAAUUACAUCUUUGCGAUGUAUCUUUGGAUCGACUAUGCUAUUCUCUGUAGCAAAAUUGAGUUUGAGAAACUGUUACGUGAGAGAUGAAGACUUUGACUUCCUUAAGAACUGUAGAUAUUUGGAAGAAUUAGAUAUAAGUAAUUCAGUUGAAAGUUCUGUAAAUCUUAAUUCUUUAAAGGCAGUCGAUAAAUUGUUAUAUCAACCAAAUUGGAAAAAUCUUAGCAUUUUGAAGAUGAAUAAUUUAUCUUUGUCAGUAUUUCCUGAUGCCCUCACUUGGCUAGAGGGGUUGACAGAACUUCAUUUAGCAAAUAAUUACUUAGUCUGGUUACCAAAAGAUGGCCUAGAGUUUUUUGUGAAUUUAGAAGUGUUAAAUGUUUCACACAAUUCCAUAUCAUGUCUUCCAGAGAAACUCACAUGGCUAAUAUACCUUAAGGUUUUAAAUUUAAGCUAUAAUACACUGGAAGAGACAUGUGACUUCACAAAAAUGAAAAGUUUGGAAAUUUUGGAUCUAUAUAGCAAUAAAUUAGAAAAUUUCAGUCAAAACUUUGUCUGUACAAAUUUAAAGUGCCUUGACUUGGAAAUGAAUUUAUUUGACACGAAAGAAUAUAAUCUAGCAACUUAUGAGGAGAUGAAAAAAGAAUUGAGAAUGAGAAUUCCUGAAGAAAAAAGAUAUGAUGGAGCCACACAACUUGAGACAAAUAGUUGGAAAUCUUCUGAUGAUGAGAGUUACAGCUAUUCUGGAGAUGAUGCUCCUCUUUCAGUUUUGGAAGAUUGGGAUGAGGAAAUCAAUCUUCGUGAACAAAUAACAGCAUCAGACAAUGAAUGGACUGGAGAAUCCCCUACAUUACCGCACAUUCCAAUAACUCAUUAUGAAAAACCAAGUAUUUACAAUGAUGAAGUACUUUUUUGUGAUGCAGAUUAAUUUUUUCAAAAAUUUUUGAUUUGUUAUUUGCGUUUCUUUGAAAUAUUUUAUUGUUUCAGUUUCUGUAGUUUUCUAACAAUAAAUUAUUUUUUUAUAUUU